AUGGCCAUGACAUCAGGCCUGAUCACGAUUGACCAUCAACAGGUCUCGCUGGCUAUCUCGAAGCUCGGUGGAAGAGCUAGAGAAUGGGCCUCGACGUGUAGCACGUCGGUGGACAUAGCGUUUCCCUCAUGGGAGUCGCUCAAGUCACAAUUGGUACAGGUGUUUUCUCCACCUAACCAGGCUUACCGCGUGCGGUCACGCUUUCUUGCUCCCCGCCAGGAUGCGAAUGAAUUAUCGGACUAUGUCCAAGAGCUGCGAACGCUCAUGGCUGCAAUGCAGUCUGACGCUUUGCCUGAAGCAGUCCAUGUGACUAUCUUCACGGAAGGUCUAAGUUCUGGCAUUGCCAGAACCGAGGUUUUUCGGGUUCACCCCUCUACGCUUGAAGAGGCUGUGGGAAUUGCUCUUAAUGCUGAGCAUAACCUCAAGUCGGCUAGGCUUGGCUAG
Messenger RNA from Peronospora matthiolae, 444 nucleotides. The record is from the annotation of a GenBank genome assembly. Lineage: Eukaryota; Oomycota; Peronosporomycetes; Peronosporales; Peronosporaceae.